This is a messenger RNA of Apis florea (little honeybee), 711 nucleotides long. RefSeq lists its product as uncharacterized. The record is from RefSeq and is a predicted model, not a curated record. Lineage: Eukaryota; Metazoa; Arthropoda; Insecta; Hymenoptera; Apidae.
UUACCGGCGUCGAAAACCGGAAAUGGAGGAUACGACGAGGCUGACCGAUCGUCGGCGGGAGAACGAGAAGGUGGACGGGAAGCGGAGAGCGAGCCCAAGCGGGGGCCAGGCGAGAUCGUCGAAGCAAGAGUUCGGCGACGACGAGUGCAGCACGGACAGCGGGUGCAGCAGCGGGGGGAGCAGCGGGAGCGCGGAGAGAUUGUCGCGUCGCGGAAGCAGCGAGCGAUUGUGCCGCGCCGCCCGGUUGUCGAGGACCCACUGCUACCUGGACCGGCUGCGGGGCCGGCCGAUCCGCUCCCAGGAGAGGCUCUCCUCCGUGCAAAGAAGCUCGGCGCGUGUACGCGCCAAGUCAUCCCGCUCGUGGAGCGCAGGUGACGUGAGAGGUGUCGGGAGGACGACGUCCGAGUCGCUCUCCUACUCGUCCUCGCCGUCGGACGCGCACAGCAGCACCGACAGCGACUCGUUGAAGAGGUCGAGCACAGCGGACGCGCUUCGAAGGGCCCUUCAAACCUUCAAGAUAUCCGCCAAGUGGGAGGGGAAGGAGAACAAGCACGCGAAAAAGAGCUCGAAACGGAUACUACGCAGCCCCGUCGCCUACACGUACGUGAAGGGCCUUUCCGGCCUGCCCACCCAGAGGGUCCCGAGGAACGUGGCCCAGCAACUGGCAAUGCCCUGCUCCUGUCAGAAUUCCGUCGGUAUAUACCGAUAAGA